AUACCCCGUCAACACUGUUUUUUUUUUUUCAAAUUAUUCAAUCCAGAGUUUUGAAAUGCCUGUCACAUUAUUCUGGCUAAGAGCUCGUCCAACUCUUGUCUCCGGUCCUUCGUUGUCGUGGGGAUGACGUAAUUCUGCAGCAUACUACGAGCACAUCAGCUGAAACGGCAGACGUCGUGAUCCGGCAUCAGGAGCAGACCGAGCUAUCACAGAACCUUUUUUAAUUCUAAACCCGCUCGCCCUAGCUUCCACCAUCAAAAUGCGCGAAAUAGUCCACCUGCAAGCCGGACAAUGUGGAAAUCAGAUCGGAGCCAAGGACCACACCUCAUCAUACCUCAUCCCCCACAUCACUGCCCACCUCCACCUGUCUGCAUUUCCUGGACUGCAGUCGUAAUAAAGUUGAAAGAGUCGGAAUCCUUGUUGUUGGUGUUCUUGCUGACACCCCGUGGCGAUCGCACCUUUAGUGACACCCCAAACCUAGGGAUCCAAGGGAGCAGUUCUGGGAGGUGAUUAGUGACGAGCAUGGCAUCGACCCCACGGGGACAUACCACGGUGACAGUGACUUGCAGCUGGACAGGAUCAGCGUGUACUACAAUGAGGCCACAGGUGGGAAGUUUGUUCCCCGGGCCAUCCUGGUGGACCUGGAGCCCGGCACCAUGGACUCAGUCCGCUCCGGGCCCUUCGGACAGAUCUUCAGACCCGAUAACUUUGUGUUUGGCCAGAGUGGCGCCGGAAACAACUGGGCGAAGGGCCACUACACAGAGGGGGCGGAGCUGGUGGAUUCGGUCCUGGACGUGGUGAGGAAGGAGGCUGAGAGCUGCGACUGCCUGCAGGGCUUCCAGCUCACCCACUCCCUGGGCGGGGGCACGGGCUCGGGCAUGGGCACCCUGCUCAUCAGCAAGAUCCGGGAGGAGUACCCCGACCGCAUCAUGAACACCUUCAGCGUGGUGCCCUCCCCGAAGGUGUCCGACACGGUGGUGGAGCCCUACAAUGCCACCCUCUCUGUCCACCAGCUAGUGGAGAACACGGAUGAGACCUACUGCAUCGACAACGAGGCACUCUACGACAUCUGCUUCCGCACGCUCAAGCUCACCACCCCCACCUACGGAGACCUCAACCACCUGGUGUCCGCCACCAUGAGCGGCGUCACCACCUGCCUGCGCUUCCCCGGCCAGCUCAACGCCGACCUGCGCAAACUGGCCGUCAACAUGGUGCCCUUCCCCCGCUUGCACUUCUUCAUGCCCGGCUUCGCCCCCCUCACCAGCAGGGGGAGCCAGCAGUACCGCGCCCUCUCCGUGCCCGAGCUCACCCAGCAGAUGUUCGACGCCAAGAACAUGAUGGCGGCGUGCGACCCGCGCCACGGGCGCUACCUGACGGUGGCCGCCGUGUUCCGCGGGCGCAUGUCCAUGAAGGAGGUGGACGAGCAGAUGCUGAACGUACAGAACAAGAACAGCAGCUACUUCGUGGAGUGGAUCCCCAACAACGUCAAGACCGCCGUCUGUGACAUCCCGCCGCGCGGCCUCAAGAUGGCCGCCACCUUCAUCGGCAACAGCACCGCCAUCCAGGAGCUGUUCAAGCGCAUCUCGGAGCAGUUCACCGCCAUGUUCCGCCGCAAGGCCUUCCUGCACUGGUACACCGGCGAGGGCAUGGACGAGAUGGAGUUCACCGAGGCCGAGAGCAACAUGAACGACCUGGUGUCCGAGUACCAGCAGUACCAGGACGCCACCGCAGAGGAGGGCGAGUUCGAGGAGGAAGGCGAAGAGGAAGUGGCCUGAGCUUUGCUCUCUCCACACCCACGUCCCUUCCCCUCCCUUCUCCCUUCAGUCUGUUUUCUCUCUAUCGCUCCUCUACUCCCUCCAUCUCAGGCCUCCCCUUUUCUCUGUGGUUAAUCUGAAGAGCACACAUUCAUUUUUUCUCAUGCGUUGUAGGAAGAAAAAAAUACAGAGUUGGUGUAGUGACAUUGGUGAUGUUUCUGUUGUUGUUGUUGUUUGGGUUUUUUAAGUUAUUUGUGCUGUGCUACAUUCACUUUCAUGCUGUGACUCAAAAUAAUGAACAGCAAACAAAUUCUACGACAAGGAGGAAUAAACAAGUAAUAAUAAAAUGUCUGUUUGACUUUGAUUGAAUAAAGACAUUGAAAACCUGGAUUAA
This is a messenger RNA of Anguilla anguilla (European eel), 2148 nucleotides long. Its product is annotated as tubulin beta chain. Lineage: Eukaryota; Metazoa; Chordata; Actinopteri; Anguilliformes; Anguillidae. The transcript has 5 exons. The record is from RefSeq and is a predicted model, not a curated record. Gene Ontology annotation, molecular function: structural constituent of cytoskeleton; GTP binding; GTPase activity. Gene Ontology annotation, biological process: mitotic cell cycle; microtubule cytoskeleton organization. Gene Ontology annotation, cellular component: cytoplasm; microtubule. Bases 657 to 1775 code for a protein of 372 amino acids.